Messenger RNA from Onychostoma macrolepis, 4089 nucleotides. RefSeq names its product ubiquitin specific peptidase 12b (gene usp12b). NCBI's taxonomy places the organism in Eukaryota, Metazoa, Chordata, Actinopteri, Cypriniformes, Cyprinidae. Gene Ontology annotation, molecular function: cysteine-type deubiquitinase activity; cysteine-type endopeptidase activity. The record is from RefSeq and is a predicted model, not a curated record. Gene Ontology annotation, cellular component: nucleus; cytosol. Gene Ontology annotation, biological process: protein deubiquitination. Bases 228 to 1382 code for a protein of 384 amino acids. The transcript is spliced from 9 exons.
UCCCAGUAUUGGUGAACUAUGUUAAAAAUAAAGUUGUUGUGAACAGAAGUCUUCGGCAUAGUAGGUUUGGUAAUGUUGUGUACUGCGCAGCUGCUAGGUUACACCGCGCGAGGCGACACUCCCUCAUUCCGCCGCGAGCUGGACCGACUGAAGGAUACACCGGAACUUCAGCCUGUACGGCUGUCACAGUUUUAAAUUGGGGUUCGGUCCAAUAUGGCGGCAGACGGAUGGAAAUACUGAUGACAGUCCGAAAGAUCGCCUCGAUUUGUACGAUGGGCGCCAAUGCCUCUGCUUUGGAAAAGGAGAUUGGACCGGAACAGUUCCCUGUUAAUGAACACUACUUUGGGCUGGUCAAUUUUGGCAACACCUGCUACUGUAACUCAGUGCUGCAGGCACUGUACUUUUGCCGGCCCUUCCGGGAGAAAGUGCUGGCCUAUAAGGUCCAGCCGCGAAGGAAAGAGAGCCUGCUCACCUGCCUGGCUGACCUCUUCAACAGCAUUGCAACUCAGAAGAAGAAAGUGGGAGUAAUUCCACCAAAGAAGUUCAUCUCCAGGCUGAGGAAGGAAAAUGAGCUGUUUGACAACUACAUGCAGCAAGAUGCACACGAAUUCCUCAACUACUUGCUCAACACCAUUGCAGACCUGCUACAGGAGGAAAAGAGCCAGGAGAGACAGCAGAAUGGAAAGGUAGUACAGAAUGGUGGAAGUGGAGGAGGAGGAGGAGGUGGAAGCGGUAGCAGCACAGGAGAAGGGGAAACGGAGGAAAAGACCCAGCAGACAUGGGUGCACGAGAUCUUCCAAGGCACACUGACCAAUGAGACACGGUGCCUGAACUGUGAAGCGGUGAGCAGUAAAGAUGAAGACUUCCUAGAUCUUUCAGUGGACGUGGAGCAGAAUACCUCCAUCACACACUGUCUUAGGGGUUUCAGCAACACAGAGACCUUAUGUAGUGAAUACAAGUACUACUGUGAGCAAUGCAGAAGUAAACAGGAGGCUCAGAAAAGGAUGCGAGUGAAGAAAUUACCCAUGAUCCUUGCCCUGCACCUAAAGCGCUUUAAGUAUAUGGACCAGCUUCAUCGUUAUACCAAGCUCUCUUAUCGUGUAGUCUUCCCUCUGGAGCUGAGGCUCUUUAACACCUCUGGUGAUGCUACCAACCCUGAUCGAUUGUACGACCUGGUGGCUGUAGUGGUGCAUUGUGGGAGUGGUCCAAAUCGAGGUCAUUAUAUCACUAUAGUGAAGAGCCAUGGCUUCUGGCUUCUGUUUGAUGAUGACAUUGUAGAGAAAAUAGAUGCCCAAGCGAUCGAGGAAUUCUACGGUCUGACAUCGGACAUCUCCAAAAACUCUGAGUCAGGGUAUAUACUCUUCUACCAGUCUAGAGACUGAGCCAGCAGGAGUGACUGACAGAAUGGGAGGGUGUGAUUUGUGAGAGACAGGAUCGGGCAGAUAGGGAGGCUUGGGCUUUGUUGACACAGCUCGGCCCCCUGCUCCAUCCCCUCUCAGUCAAGUCCCUUUUCAUCCAGGCUUAUCAGUGGAGCUUUGCACCGGAGCAUCAGUCAGGCCCCAGACAGGAGCAGUUGAUGCCAGAGUGACCUGGACACAGCACAGUAAUCACCAGGCAGAAGUAAUCGCCGUCUGGUUCGCCGUCGUCUCACUCGCCUGCUUUGUGUUGCUCGGCACACACAAAAACGCACAAAUACACAUGUGAAAUGAGCUACACAUACAUCUUGAUGGCCUGAGAAUGGACACUGUACAAACUUUUUUUUCCCCACCACACACAGUAACAAGGUUCAUUUCGAUAAUCUGGUUCACUUCACAUUCGCUGGGUGGUGUGUCGUGAUUUAUGUUUUGGCACAAUGUCACGAUCAGUCCAGAAAGCCGCACGACGAUUCUUCACCCUCCGAUGUUUAUCUGCAGUGUCAAACGUGACACAUCAUGCUACAUCCGUGUUAACCAGCUAGUUAUAAAUGUGUUUUAUGCAGAACCAGUAGCUCAUGUUGUCAUUGUAGUAGAGCUGCUCCACCUGAAUGGAUAAACCUGACCAGAUUUAAAUUAUCUUGAAGGGGAUGAGCUUUUUUGUGUCAAGAACUUGACUAGUGAUUUCAUGUAGGGCCUGUGGAUUGAUGGGUGCUCUGCUCUUUUAAGCAGAGAGGAUUGUGGAUACCACAGUAGUGCUUGUAUAACGGAUGUAGCUUGGCUUAAGAAUGCUCUUUCAGUAUUCCAUGAAUGUGAAACAUUCUGCCAGUUCUUGUGCACUGCAAGUGAGUGUACAGCUUGAUUGUGUCAUAUAGUGCACACUUAAUAGUGCACAAACUGUAAAGCGUAACGGAUGGAGAUAGAAAUUAGAGCUUUAUAUUAUUCUGAAUAUAAGUUAAAGCUCAUAAAUGAAACCAAAAGCUGCACACAUUUCCAGUCAUGUUUCAUUAACACUGUGGCGCUGUGAGAUUGUCUGAAAUGAAUGUGGACUCAUUCAGUUUAGCCAUUAAACAGUAGAAAUGUUGGGUAAUUCAAACAUAAUGUGGCUCUGCACUCCAUUAUAAAGUCUCCUGAUUCAUUAAGAAUUGACUGCAUCUAUUCUGUUUAAUCUCAUUAACUCUUCUCUAGAUCUCUAUUGUCGUCUCUGCCCUCUUAAUUAAUAACAUUUCAACUCAGUAUAGACCUAGAUGGGAAGUGAAGCACAGCCAAUGCCGAAGUGCAGUCUUAGAUCGGUCUGUAAGUGUCAGGUUUAAGCUGUGACUUGGCUUAGUAAUAGUUAGAUUGGUUAAGGGGACUCAGUAAAGGAUUGUUUCUAGCUUGUGAUGUUGCACGGCCAGAAGGACUUCUCCCAGUUCACUCAUAGCUAGUAAAUAUUUACAAGACAACUAGACCACCCUGCAAUUAGUCAAGAUUUAUAGGCAAAAAAUAAACGCACCCAGCAAGAUUAGGUAUUGAGGUCUUGUAAGGCGAGCUACCGCAGUAAAAUAUUCCAAUUUUGCUUGAAAGAGUUCAAAACACAGUUGCCUAGCCUGUUGGUCCUAAUCUACUCCUCUCCCAACCCAAUACUUGUGACUAAAAUGGAUGGUAUAAGAUUGAAAAAGUGAUUGGUUUUUUUCAUUUCAGGUUUCCUUUGUAAAUUACACUGGUUUUAUUUGAUUGUUGGUUUGACAAAAAUGCGCUUUAAUCUGUGAGGGGUCAAAACUGACAGUGCUGCUGAUUAUUAUUCCAUUCAUCCUGUAAAGUCUACUUGGUAUCAAUGCAUGCGUGGCAUACCAACUCUUUACAUUGUUAUAAAGCAUGUAUAAAGGUCUUAUAAACAAGACGUCACAAUGUCUGUAAAGAGGUUUAAGCUUCUCGCUGGUCAGUUAACCUGCUGGCAUUGCGUGUCUUAAGUAGACUGAGCUAUAUGUUGAAAUAAACUGACAUAUGGUGCCAUGUCAUGUAAAUUACACAUUUACACAUGCUAUGUAAGAGUGUUUGUAGAUGUGUUGUCAUCAUCAGUUGAAUUCAGGCUUGUCCAAGCUGAGUUAACUGGAUAUUUUAUUUUUGAAAUUGGCUCGUGAUCUAGUAGUUACGGGGGAAGGAAUGUUUCUUUUAUUUGGGCUCUUUUAUUUCAUGAUUUUAUUUAUGUGUAAUUAUAAAUGUUAUAUUAACUUUUCUUUGACAUUCUCAUUUUUAUACAUUUGCUAAUUUGUCCCUUAUUUGGACACCAGGUUUGUUGUGUUAUGUGAAGAGAGAGUUGAAACAAAAAUGUAAGGGUGAUAAUGUUGGAAUUACCAGAUUAAUGCUGCAAACUUGAGAAACAGUUAAUGCACUGAUCACAGUAACAGCAUCCUGAGUGUUUUGGCAUUAGAAGACAGACAUAGACUACAUCAAAACAUGAGACAAACACAAGCUAAUGCUACGUCAAGCUAACGUUAGCUGUGUUUCAUCCGCCCUAUCCCAUAACAUUGUAAUAAUGUUUAUUCCAUACUGGGCUUGAAAAAAGUGCACUUUCGAUAAAGCAAUGUACAAAUUGUAAACCAGGUGAAUAAUCUGGUUUUGGAGUGGAGUGGACAGCGUGGAUGAAAGAUGGGACUGGAUCACCCUGUCCCAAAUAAAAACAAACAAAAACACA